AUGACAUCCACAGAGAACGUACCCCGCGAAGGCGGUGCACAAAAUGGCGACCCCGGCCCAACACCAGAAUGGACAUAUCCCACAAGAACCUGUCGUCUAUGUCUUGAAGACGUGCCUGCUACAAUUUCUCUUUGGCCCCCUGGCCUUCCCCCAGCCUUGCAACGACCUAUUGUUGAGUACAAGAGUGACGAGGAUGAUUACGGACGGCUUCUCAAACCAUGUCUUUGCAGGGGUGGAAUGAGGUACAUACACGAGCAUUGUCUUAAAAGAUCAAGAACUGAGGUGGCUCGACCUGGGUCGUUGUGGAAGUGUCAUCAAUGCGGCUACCAGUUCAACUUCAACAGGCUCGCUGUCCAGAAAUUUCUUGGAAGCAGUCUCGCUUCUGGCGUUUUGACUGUGUUGGCAAUGGCGGUUGUCAUGUUCUUUCUAGGAUUUAUUGCCGAUCCGAUCAUUAACUUUUACACCGAACCAUACGAUACCUUUCUUGGUCGCGAGGAUGUUUGGCGGGAGGUGGACUUGAAUGAGUCGAAAGGUCGACUUUCUAGCUGGGCACAGCACUUCAUGAAAGGUCUUGUUUCGAUGGGUGUGCUGAGUUUCCUGCGAACCAUGAUUCUGAAUCCCUUUCAGUGGUGGAAUUUUCGGAACACUGGAAUGAUCACCAGCAGAGUUGGAGGACGGACUGCCACUGGACGGGAUCGAGCAGUCAACGUCAGCUGGAUUGUAAUUGUGAUGGGAGUCUUGUCGGCUUCUUAUUUCUUCUACAGAUCGGUGCAGGCGAUUGUCGGCAAGGUACUCCAACGCAUCGGUAACAAUAUCGUGGACACUCAUUUGCCAGGAGACGAUGACGAUCUGAAGCCUCCACCAGGCUUCAGUUUUGGACCAAAAGAUUCGACCGCCGAAAACUCUCAAAAUUCUAUGCCCGCAGGCGAGAACCCAAGCCAGGCCGAGACCGAGACGGCUACACGUUCUGAACAUGAUGUCGGUCAGGAGCACCAGAGCAACCGCACUGAAGAAGAUCUCGCCGGUAGUACCUCGGUGCAUCGAGUGAAUCAGAAAGAAAGCGCAGAGCCUAGCCCAGAUGAUUCUGGACGAUCCAUGCCAGGGACAUUCAACCACAGUGGAUACAGCUCGGCCUUGGACUCUGCUCGAAGUCAGGGGUGGUCAUUCUAG
Messenger RNA from Exophiala viscosa, 1170 nucleotides. RefSeq lists its product as uncharacterized. Bases 1 to 1170 code for a protein of 389 amino acids. The transcript is spliced from 2 exons. Gene Ontology annotation, molecular function: zinc ion binding. The record is from RefSeq and is a predicted model, not a curated record. NCBI's taxonomy places the organism in Eukaryota, Fungi, Ascomycota, Eurotiomycetes, Chaetothyriales, Herpotrichiellaceae.